AUGUUUGGUGCAAACAAAUCUUCAAAUGCAGUAUGUGGAAUUGAUAAAUUCUACAUAGCAUAUUUCUUAAUCCAUAUACCCAUUACCUUGAUUAUUGAUUCGUGUAUCAUAAUUCCAGAUGAACAGAGAUUUCAAUUCCAAAAACAAUUCUUGGAGUUCCACAUUUCUAACAACAAAGACUUUUUACUUGUUAGCUUACCACUUUGGUUAAAGGUAUUCGGUCUAUUUGAAUUAUUUGUACAAUUACCAUUUUUUGCCAUUGGGGCUUUUAUGCUCGUAAAGCAAAUGAAACAAGUGUAUCCAUGUAUGUUGAUUUAUGGAUUCAACGCAUCAUUUACAACAUUAGUAUGCUUGGUACACAUAUUAUGUGACUACGAGAGGUUCGACUUGACUGCCGUCGAUUCUUAUAAACUAGCUGCAUUAUAUAUUCCAUACUUAGUGAUUCCCCUUGUGAUGUUGGUGGACUAUUCAAUAAGAAUAAACAAGUCUAUAAUGACUCAUAUCCCUCCAACUAAAAAGAAUAUAUAG
This is a messenger RNA of Debaryomyces fabryi, 528 nucleotides long. RefSeq lists its product as uncharacterized. The transcript has a single exon. The coding region runs from base 1 to 528 and encodes 175 amino acids. Gene Ontology annotation, cellular component: endoplasmic reticulum. The record is from RefSeq and is a predicted model, not a curated record. Lineage: Eukaryota; Fungi; Ascomycota; Pichiomycetes; Serinales; Debaryomycetaceae.